CGAAAAUACAAUUAAUUGAUUUUACAAUUAAUCCAUUAUCAGAUAAAAUGGAAGGAUUUAUGGGUGAUCAUUUACGAUUAAAAUGUGAAAUUUUAAAUGAUAAUGAAAAACAGACUGUACAAUUUUUUAUUAAAAAACAGAUAUCUGUUCGAAACGAUCAAGAAAAACAUUUAGUUGAUUCAUUUAAAACAACAGUGACCUAUAAUAAAGAAGCCUUAUUUUAUCAAAUUAUCAAUGAUAAUAAUAAUUUACCAAUUAAUUGGGGUGCAAAACAUUUUCAAUUUGAAAAAGAUGAAACUUUGUUAAUUUUGGAGGAUAUCAGUGUUCAUGGCUUUAUGUUAGGAAAAAUAGAAAUAUUCGAUUUAGAUCAUUGCAAAAUGGGAUUAAAAGCUUUAGCACGUCUUCACGCAUUUAGUAUACAGUUGGAAAAUGAAAAAUGUAAAGAUAAUCCAAAUUACAAUAAUCAUUACCAUUCACAUCCAGCGGCUUUCGAUGAAGCUUUAUUUUCGUAUCGAAAUCAAUAUGCAGCCGGAUAUAUGAAAGCAAGUCUUCGAUGUUUACAACUAGGUUUUGAUUACAUCCCACAUUUAUCAAUGGAUGAACGUAUAGAAAUGAAAAAGAAAAUAAAAAAUGUGCUUAUUGAUUUUGUUGAGCUCUUUGAACAACCAUCAAAAAAAUUUCAAAAUGUAUUUUGUCAUGGAGAUCUCUGGCAUAAGAAUAUAAUGUUUAAAUACUCUGACGAAACACCAAUCGAUUGUAAUUUUGUAGAUUUUCAAGAAUUACGUUAUUUACCUGGGGCACACGAUAUGCUCUUUUUCAUUUAUGUUAAUACAACUCAAGAAUUUCGUAAAGAAAAUUUAUACAAAUUAAUAGAAUAUUACUAUGAAGAACUGUAUAAUGAAAUAAAAAAGAUUGGAUUGAAUCCACAUGAAAUUUUACCAUUUUAUGAUUUCACUCAAUCUUAUGCACAAUUCUAUCCAGUGACAAAGAUCAUUCAAGUAAUUUACAAACAAAUACAUAAUUUAGGAGAUGAAUAUCUUUCGGAACAAUUUAAAUUAAAAUCGGACGGAAUAGAAAUAAUUUUAGGUAAUCGCGAAAAAUUCAUAAUACCAGCAUAUGAGAAAAAUAUGAACAAUUACAUCGAUAAAAUGAAUCCACUGUAUGAGGAGUUGAUUGAAUCUUUACUUAAUCCAAACUUAGUUCGAGAAGAAUGUUAUGACAUUAUUCGAAGAAAAAUCCAUACUAAUAGUUACGUUUUAAAAAAUUAUCAAGUUUUACCACAUCAUUCGAAAAACUUAUUAAUAAUUACAAUUUCAUUGAAUGAAACGAUUACUGACUUGAAAUUUUUUAUGAAAUACUUAAAUGAUGACUUUAAUAGAAAAGAAGUUUUUAUUUAUCAAAUAUUAUCACUUAAUAAUUUAUUAAGCAACACUGAAGUCAUGAGCUUAAUCAAUCAAGUGAUGCCAAAAUGUUAUUACAGUGUUAACGCAAGGACGAUUGUACUCGAAAACUUAGAAGAAAAUGGAUUCAAACAUGUUGACACUUUAGACUACCAAUCAGUGAACACAGUUAUUAAAACUUUAGCGAAAUUUCAUGCAGCUUAUUUAAUUUUGGAACAGAAGGGUCAAACUGAAAAAGUUCAUAAGUUUUAUGAAUUUUCUGAUAUAACUUCAGAAUUAAAAAAAGAAACAAUUUAUACUAAAUCCAAAAUAGUUUCAGCAGCUUACGAUGGACUUUUAUCUGCUGUUAAUGAAUUAUAUCCAAGUAUGCUGAGUGAGAUAUCAAAACUUCGAGAUAGUGAAGAAAAUUUUGUAAAUUUGUUACAACCAUCAGACACUUAUAAAAAUGUAUUAUGCCACGGAAAUUUAACUUUAGAAAAUAUUAUGUUCAAAGGUGAAGAUCGAAGUGAAUGUCGAUUUGUUGAUUUCAAACAAAGUCGAUUAAUGCCACCCGCUUAUGAUAUUUUAACAUUCUUAUACAUGACAACAACACAAAAUUUCCGAGAUCAAUAUUUAAAUCAAAUUAUUCAAUCAUAUUACAAUUAUUUAACUGAGGAACUACAACGAGCAAAACUCAACAUAACUGAUUUUCUUACAUUUAAUGAUUUUAAAAAUAGUUUUAAUGAAAUAAGUAAAAUUGCGUUACAUCAAGUGAUAAUUUCAUCAGUUUCUGGAAAUGAUAAACGCAAAAAUGUUCGAGAUAAAUUACAAAUUAAAUAUGUGAAAGAGAUUGUCUCUCUAUUAAUGGAUCAUUAUAGAAAUCAGGUUUAGGUUAAUUUUAUAAUAAAAUAUGGAACACUUCAAAGAAAUACUUUAAGUUUGCAG
Messenger RNA from Chrysoperla carnea, 2324 nucleotides. RefSeq lists its product as uncharacterized. NCBI's taxonomy places the organism in Eukaryota, Metazoa, Arthropoda, Insecta, Neuroptera, Chrysopidae. Bases 48 to 2270 code for a protein of 740 amino acids. The record is from RefSeq and is a predicted model, not a curated record. The transcript is spliced from 2 exons.